AUGAAAUUCUUGACGGUAUUCGCUUUCGCCUGUGUGGCGACGUUUGUUGUGCUUCACAGCGCCUACGGCUCUCCACUGCCCGAGCCAGUUCCUGCUCCUAGUCCAGUGGCUGACCCUAACCCGAAGGCGGAGCCCGUGGCCGAUCCUGAACCCGUAGCCGACCCGGCUGCAAAUCCCAAUCCGGCUGCUGAAGCAAAUCCGAAUCCUUUGCCAGCAGCCUCACCGCUGGAAUCAAAGGGACCUCAGGCCGCCGGAGGUGAUGCCAACUUCGUGGCCCUUUCCGCUAACGCGGAACCCUUGGUUCCGGUCCCAGGAGCUGAACCCCAAAAACUGGACGAAGUUCAAGCCGACCCCCUGGCGGGUUAGGCGGAGGAUGUCCCAUCCUCAAGGAGCAGCAGCAGCAGCAGCAGCUUAACCUUACCGGGGCCUGCGCACCCACACACAAGGGAGACACACACACAUAUAUGUUAAUCUCCGGUACUUAGUAUAUGUAUGCAUUUAUCUAUUCCAAGUUCUUGCAUGGGCAUUAAUAAAAUUGCAAAGAAA
Drosophila eugracilis is the source of this 546-nucleotide messenger RNA. Its product is annotated as protein TsetseEP. The transcript has 2 exons. The record is from RefSeq and is a predicted model, not a curated record. The coding region runs from base 1 to 366 and encodes 121 amino acids. NCBI's taxonomy places the organism in Eukaryota, Metazoa, Arthropoda, Insecta, Diptera, Drosophilidae.